Molecule: messenger RNA, 2620 nt
Organism: Pollicipes pollicipes
Lineage: Eukaryota; Metazoa; Arthropoda; Thecostraca; Pollicipedomorpha; Pollicipedidae
Product: creatinase
Exons: 10
Coding region: 179-1501 (440 amino acids)
Source: RefSeq, a predicted model, not a curated record
GUGUGACAGGCAGGGCAGUGCCUGCUCCAGCGAAAGCAGCUGCGGGUCUAGCUGCAAGCAGUAGUGAUUUCGUAACGUAAUCAGUUAGUUCAUAUAUUCAUUCUGGGCAGAGAGGCUCUCACAAGAUCGCACACUGACCGACUGCCAUCGUUGAACUCCGUUUCGUAUCAGAUUGAAGAUGCUUCGCACAGCUGUUACAUCGAUGCGUGACGUAUUGUGCCGGCGGCUGUCAGCAAGUUCUGUGACGUCGCUUCGAAACUCCUCUACCAUCGCCGAAUUCGAAAACACCAGAACAAUGACCAUCAGAAAUGGUGAGAAGACGCGAGCCUUCUACUCCGACGCCGAGGUGGAGUCCCGAAUCGCCAAGCUGAGGUGUCAAAUGGAGCAGAGCGGGAUGGCCGCCUGCGUUCUCACGUCCCGUCACAACAUCUGCUACUAUACAGCAGGCGGGUUCAUCUACUGCGCGUUCGGCCGUCCGUACGGCCUGGUGGUGACGCCCGACAACCACUGCACCGUCUCUGCCCUCAUCGACGGCUCACAGCCCUGGCGCAGGAGCCCGCACGACAACGUCAUCUACACCGAUUGGAAGCGUGAUAAUUUCUUCUACGCUGUCAGUCAGCUGCUGAGGGAUGUUAAGGGCGAUGUUGGCAUCGAGUUUGACGACGUUACCUUGGAAAGAAAUGCGAAACUAGCCAACUGUAUGCCACAUAACAAUAAACUAGUGGAUAUUGCUGAAACAACCAUGCGCAUGCGCAUGAUAAAAUCCCAGGAGGAAAUAGACGUUAUUAAGAACAGUGCUGCCACCUGCGACGUCGGCGGGUACGCCAUCCGCGACGCGCUGCGGCCGGGCGUUCAGGAGCACGAGAUGGCGCUGGUGGGCACGGCAGCGAUGGUCCGCAAUAUCGCCCGCCUGUACCCGGACAGCGAGCUGAUGGACACCUGGGUCUGGUUCAACACAGGCGUGAACAGUGACGGCGCCCACAACCCCAACACGACCCGAGCUGUCGUCCCUGGAGACGUCAUCUCGUGUAACACCUUUGCCAUGCCCCAAGGACAUUACACAGCACUCGAGAGAACUAUGUUUCUGGGGCACUGUCCAGACGACUGCCUCGACAUCUGGCAGAAAAAUGUCAAGAUCCACGAACACGGCAUACAGCUCCUGAAGCCCGGUAAGAAGUGCAGCGAGGUGGCGCACGAGCUGAACGACCUGUGCGCCCAGCUGGGAGUGCUCCAGUACCGCUCGUUCGGCUACGGCCACAGCUUCGGUGUGCUCUGCCACUACUACGGACGGGAGGCCGGUCUGGAGCUGAGGGAGGACAUCGACACGGUGUUGGAGCCGGGCAUGGUGAUCUCGAUGGAGCCGAUGCUGAUGGUGCCCAGCGGCCAGCCGGGAGCGGGCGGCUACCGCGAGCAUAACAUUGUGGUGCUGCACCACGACGGCACCACUGAGGACAUCACAAAGUUCCCUUAUGGCCCGGAGCACAAUAUCAUUCAACAUUAAUGAGAGGUGGUGUCCAGCACUUUUAUGAGUUAGCUUUUACUAGAACGGGCAGCGGCAAUUAUUAUUCCUGAGCCGGUUUCGCUCCCCAAAACACGGAACAACAAAAAUAUUAACGCUUUCUUCUUUGUCUACAGUUCCCAUACAGUGAGGAUAGCAGUCGACACAAUUAGAGUCGACUGUGCGGCUUUCGUCUCCCAUUGGGCCUGUGGUACGGUAAAGCUGUUUGCAGAAUUGUUAGCUGGUAGGGGGGGGGGGGGGGUAAGAAAAAACUAACAGUAAAAGCCAUGAUGCGAGAUGGAUCAGGUAAUAAUUUUAAGACCUCUAACUCGCCGUGGGCCUAGUCCCUUUAAAGAGUCUGUACCUAAACACCAUGUGAUUCGAGCUGAGACCCAAUAGGUCCAAUCCCUUUACUGGCGUGAGGUCUACUGAAGAGCUCUUGAAUUAAAUGCAUUACAACUGUGAUGUAGUCUCCUCAUUCAUUCAGUAGCUCCAAUUUACCGGCAGUUCAUCUUGACGCUUCACUAAUUCGGCAAGGUGCGACAUAAGUAUGGGCUCUGCGGGAGGUACGCAUGCGACAGUGGCAAUUCCAUUGUGAUAUUGCUUUAGUCCUUGGCGUUAUGGUCCGAGACAACUCACCAAAUUCAGUUUGGGCUUUGUUGGGUCGAAAAGACACUUUUCGAACUAAGAACUCUAUUCCCGCUCAGGGACGCAAGGUUAGCAAACUCUUCGGUGGGCCCAAUCCCUUUCGUAGUUGCCUCAUUUAUAUGGUAGAUUAUGCUAAGCAGUACCUCGUGGAUCUUUGAAUUGUAUGUUUCCGCAAUGCUCCACUACAAUGGGUUCAUUUGUAGCUUUAGGCCAAUGUUUGUUGCUGCCACCUCCCUUUGCACGUUAUCUAUCCUUCUUGUUAAGCUUUUUAUAUGCAGUGCUGAUUAUAUCUAUGUUUAGGUAGCGUGAGUUGUUUGGUUUGUGGAUUACCUGGUUGAUUUGUGUAAGCAUUGGUGUACUGAUCAUGACUCUAAUGUUUGAGCAUUUGGAAUGUGGAAAAUGAAGAUAUUGAUCACUUUUCUUGGAGAGACGGUGGUUGUGCUUCUCUCUGUUGAACGUGUGCAAAGGGCGGCA